GAGUUAGAGAGACGAAACACCUAACAAUCUCCCGCGGUCACGACUCACGAGUCAAACGAACUUGCUAUAUACUCGCAACCGCUUCUUUCCUGUCGUGCGAUCUUCCCCUGCUGCCUUGUGCACCAUCCUCGGUAGAGAGGAUCGAUCGAUGGGGGCAGGCGUGCCGCCGUCGCUGUUCAUGGCGACAGUGGUCGCCGCGCUGAUGGCCACCGCGGCGGCCGUCGCCGUGGAGGACUCGACGACGGACAACGUCCAGCCGCUGUCGACGCUGAAGAUGCAGGCCGCGCGGGUCGCGAUGGACUCGGCCGCUGUCGUCCACGCCUCGCCCGACGUGCUUGGCGAGAACGGGGAGGAUUUCGCCUGGGUGACCGUCAACUUCACUGCGCCGGCGCCGUCCGCGGACCACUGGGUCGCGCUCUUCUCGCCUGCCGAUUUCAGUUUGAGCGUUGGAGGCAGCGCAAGUGCCAAUGCAGCAGCAGCAGGGGAAGAGGGGCCUGCAGGGUUACCCAGGGCGCCCAUUAAGUACAUGUUUGCCAAUAUCUCACCGAGCUUCAUGAGCACCGGCGGCGGCAACAUGAGAUUUCUGGUGAUCAACCAACGGUCCGACUACGCGUUUGGGCUGUUUUCCGGCGGCAAGGACAACCCUAAACUUAUCGCGGUUUCAAACAAGAUCUCCUUCGCGAACCCGAAAGCUCCUGUCUUCCCACGCCUAUCUCAGGGGAAAGAAUGGAAUGAGAUGGCUGUAACAUGGACAAGCGGGUACAACAUCAACGAAGCCUACCCCUUUGUGGAGUGGAGAAUGAAGGGAGAGGAGAGUUCCAAACGGACGCCGGCCGGCACCCUCACCUACACGCAGAGGCAUUUGUGUGGUAAACCAGCGAAUGCGGAAGGAUACAGAGACCCCGGUUUCAUCCACACAGCCUUCUUGAAGGACUUGUGGCCGAACAGAGAGUAUUCUUAUCAGAUUGGGCAUGAACUACCAAAUGGAACCGUGGUAUGGGGCAAGUCCUCCGCCUUCCGUGCAUCGCCUUUCCCUGGCCAGGACUCGCUCCAGCGAGUUGUGGUCUUCGGUGACAUGGGCCUGGGGCAAACUGAUGGGAGCAAUGAGCUCGCCGGGUUCCAGCCCGGGGCGCAGGUGACCACCGACCGGCUGAUCAAGGACCUGCAGAACUACGACGCCGUGUUCCACAUCGGAGACCUCUCCUACGCCAAUGGCUUCGUCGCGCAGUGGGAUCAGUUCACCGCGCAGAUCGAGCCGAUAGCCUCAAAGGUGCCGUACAUGGUGGCAAGCGGCAACCAUGAGAGGACUUACCAGGACACGGGAGGCUUCUACAACGGCAACGACUCCCACGGCGAGUGCGGCGUGCCGGCGGAGACCUACUUCUACGUGCCCGCCGAGAACCGGGGCAAGUUCUGGUACGCGGCGGACUACGGCAUGUUCCGGUUCUGCGUCGGCGACACGGAGCACGACUGGCGGCCGGGGUCGGAGCAGUACGCGUUCCUGGAGCGGUGCUUCGCGUCGGCGGACCGGAAGCACCAGCCGUGGCUGGUCUUCGCGGCGCACCGCCCGCUGGGCUACUCCUCCAACGACUACUACGCGACGGAGGGAUCCUUCUCGGAGCCCAUGGGGCGGACCCUGCAGGGCCUGUGGCAGAAGCACCGCGUCGACCUCGCCAUCUACGGCCACGUCCACAACUACGAGCGCACCUGCCCGGUGUACGAGAACACGUGCAUGGACGGGAAGAAGGACAAGGGAAGCUACUCCGGCGCGAUGGGCGGGACGAUCCACGUCGUGGCCGGCACAGGCGGCGCCAAGCUGAGGAACUACUCCGCCGGUCCGUGGCCGCAGUGGAGCGUGGUCCGGGACGAGAGCUUCGGGUACGUGAAGCUCACGGCGAGCGACCACUCGACGCUGCGGGUGGAGUUCAUCCACAGCGACGACGGCGCCGCGCACGACGCGUUCAACAUCAGCAGGGACUACAAGGACGUCCUGGCGUGCACGGUCGACAGCUGCGCGCCCCACACUUUGGCCAACUGAUCUGUAGAGAAUUAGGCAGAGAGUUAGUGUUUUCUGUUCAGAUCAUGCGUUCCAAAUGGGACCCCUGGUGUCUUCAAUUUCGUAGUGCU
Messenger RNA from Phragmites australis (common reed), 2127 nucleotides. RefSeq names its product probable inactive purple acid phosphatase 27. The record is from RefSeq and is a predicted model, not a curated record. NCBI's taxonomy places the organism in Eukaryota, Viridiplantae, Streptophyta, Magnoliopsida, Poales, Poaceae. The transcript has 10 exons. Bases 149 to 2038 code for a protein of 629 amino acids. Gene Ontology annotation, molecular function: acid phosphatase activity; metal ion binding.